This is a messenger RNA of Alternaria incomplexa, 873 nucleotides long. RefSeq lists its product as uncharacterized. The record is from RefSeq and is a predicted model, not a curated record. Lineage: Eukaryota; Fungi; Ascomycota; Dothideomycetes; Pleosporales; Pleosporaceae. The coding region runs from base 1 to 873 and encodes 290 amino acids. The transcript has a single exon.
AUGUCUAGCUACCCUAACACUACAGAGUACCGUUCAGAUCGUCGCGCAUCGAUUUCCCCACGAUCAAAGUCAAUAGAGCGCGCCGAAGACCCUCCCGACGACGAGCUCCCCGAGCAACAGCACCCUGGCGAUGCGCCAGAAGACGAGGAUGAGGACGACAUACCCUACCCUGAGCCUAGUGACGAGCAACCGCUGCUACCACCGCCGAAUUUCCGACCCUUCUUCACCCUGAUCGAAGACACGACGUCGGGCGAGCACUACCACCCGUAUACACACUAUGUCUUUGCCGACGACGACCCGACCAUCAUAACUGCUGCAUCGAUGCGAGGCCUGGGGCUGGAUGAUACAAAGUACCUCCCGCAUGAUGCACCGGGUGGAGGGGAGAGACGACGCAAUCAAGGGAGCGAAGAAGGGGACGAACAAGACUCACCAGUCGAGUCACCGCUGCCCCCGCCCAUACCGGGCGUCAAGGAGCAUUACCUCAUAAUCGAUGUCGGCGCAGACGGGCGUACAGUCGUAGAUGCGCAGUCGCUUUCGUCAGAGUGGCAAAUCACCGAUACGGAUGUACGGAUAGCUCCCUCGUUCGAUGAGGACUCGCCGGAUCAAGGAUACAUGCUGCGCAUACAAGGCAUCGACAUACCGAGGAAGAGCAAGGGCAAAGGCAAGGGUGAAGUUGGGCAGGACAGGCUGACUGAGGCGAGAGAACAGCAAGGCGACAUCUUCGACGCGUUGGAUGGGCUAGUGCAGGAUGUUGAAAGAGGACUGGAGACUGCUAGCAAGAUCUCAGGCGCGCGGUCAAGAGAGGAAGACCAGGGCACGUUGACUGAUGUCCGCGAGGGCGAUGUAGAAAAGACGGUGGGUGAUGAAGCAUGA